GCAUUUGUGAGACAGUGAGCAGAAGCCAAAAAUGGAACCCUCACCGGACCACCUACACCACAACCACGAGCCGCACUCAUCAGUCUGCGCCAAGUGCGGUGGACCCGCCGCCUUCCCCACCCCUCCGCCCCCCUCCGACUCCCCUUCCUACAUCCCCAUCCGUUUCCCCGCCGUCAACCUCCCCCCUUCCCCCACCAACACCAGAGAAACCAUCAUGCGCACCCCCGUCCCCCACGCCGAGAACGUCCAUCCCCUCACUCUCCCCCACCAAUUCACCGCCCCUUCUAAGCGAAUCCGCUCCCCCGACGACCUCUCCACCUUCCACUCCUCCCCCUCCUUCCGCAAUUUCCUCGGCUUCAUCGUCUCCCUCUCUGAAUCCACCAAAUCUCGCAAGCUCUCCGAUCCCUGCCACGUUUCCCCCACCGUCCAAACCCUAGUCUCCAUUCUCCAGAAACUGACUGACUUCGUCGACGAAAUCCCUCCCGCGCCGCAGUCUGCUCGCUACGGCAACGUCUCCUACCGCGUGUGGCACGAGCGGAUGAGUGCCGAGGCUGAGGCGUUUAUGCUCAUGUUUCUGCCGCCUCAGCUUCGCGACGCUACCGUGGAAAUUGUGCCGUAUUUUACCGAUGGAUUUGGCAAUGCGCUGCGAAUCGAUUAUGGAACUGGCCAUGAGACAAAUUUUGCAGCAUGGUUGUAUUGCUUGGCAAAACUAGGUGUUGUGUCAGAAGAGGAUUAUCAAGCCUUGGUGUCAAGAGUAUUCUCCAAAUACAUGGAGUUAAUGAGAAAAUUACAAAUCACUUAUAGCCUAGAGCCUGCAGGAUCCCAUGGUGUGUGGGGACUUGAUGACUACCAUUUCUUGCCAUACAUAUUUGGGUCAUCACAAUUGAUUGAUCACAAGUAUAUGAAGCCAAAGUCCAUUCAUAAUGAUGAUAUAUUAGAGAAUUUCUGUAAUGAAUACUUGUACCUCUCUUGUAUUGUUUUUGUGAAGAAGGUGAAAAAGGGGUUGUUUGCUGAGCAUUCACCUAUGUUGGAUGACAUUAGUGGUGUUCCUAAUUGGAAGAAGGUGAACGGUGGGUUGCUAAAGAUGUAUAAAGUAGAAGUUCUGGAGAAGGUUCCUAUUAUGCAGCACUUUCUCUUUGGUUCAAUUAUCAAAUGGCCGGAAUGAGAGAUGGAACAGGCAAAUUGUUUCAGAAUUAAGUUCUGGAGGGGCCUUAUCUGAUGCAUACAGAGUCCAAUUUAUUAUCUCCUGUUAUCGCAUUUUGUGGAUAUAUGGCACCCUGAAACUUUGCCGCUACCGAAUGUUGCAGAAUCAGACUAUUCUCCUUAGUUCAACAGUGAGUUGUAUUCUGCGGCUACAGGUUUAUAUUUUAAAGCUCGGAUGCUACUACUACAUAAUCCUAUCGUUUGUACUCCCCCUAUGGCAUGCUGGCCGUCGUAUAUGCCACAACCAUACUCUUUUAUACGUACUCAGUAUUCUAGCAGAUAUUGGGUGUAUUGUAUAUUUAUUGUCGUUUUUUCUA
Molecule: messenger RNA, 1520 nt
Organism: Salvia hispanica
Lineage: Eukaryota; Viridiplantae; Streptophyta; Magnoliopsida; Lamiales; Lamiaceae
Product: phosphotyrosyl phosphatase activator (PTPA) family protein
Biological process (GO): mitotic spindle organization
Cellular component (GO): nucleus; protein phosphatase type 2A complex; cytoplasm
Molecular function (GO): peptidyl-prolyl cis-trans isomerase activity; protein tyrosine phosphatase activator activity
Source: RefSeq, a predicted model, not a curated record